Messenger RNA from Galleria mellonella (greater wax moth), 3611 nucleotides. RefSeq lists its product as uncharacterized. The record is from RefSeq and is a predicted model, not a curated record. NCBI's taxonomy places the organism in Eukaryota, Metazoa, Arthropoda, Insecta, Lepidoptera, Pyralidae. The coding region runs from base 156 to 1514 and encodes 452 amino acids. The transcript is spliced from 10 exons.
AACCAGUCACACUUCACACGUCACGUCAUUUGAUUGUUUUUUUACAUGUGAACAAUAUUGCAAUAUGUUUUAUUAUUUUUUCAUUAAAAAUAUACUAAUAUCAUCCCUAUAUAAAUUUUACUAACAAUAAUUAAUUAGGUAAUGUUUUAAUCGAAAUGACAGAAGAAGAAAAUAUUGAUAUCAACCAGCAAUUAGAUAAUUUACUAACAAAAGUGCAGCCAAAUCUUCAAGAUGUUAUCAAAAGAAGUUUUACUAAUGUUGCCUUGCAACAAACUAAAAAUGGUGAACAAGUUAAACCUGAUGCCUUGGAAGACACUUCAUAUUUCGCUAAAAAUACACAAGUCAACCUCACUAGAUUGGAACUAGUCAAAACACCAACAUUCCACAUGCAGACCCUGUCUUUAGACCUGAAGUCAAUGGGACUAAAGUUACGCUGUUCAUUGGGUGAAGUGAAUGUAAAGGGAUUGUACAGUGCAUUUAAUGAAAACUUAUACAAUCUUCUACCAGUUAUGGCAGAAGGUCAUCUAUUAAUGACAUUGUCAAAUGUCACUGCAGAUGUGGAUGUUGGCUUAGUGCUGGAGGAUGAUGCAUACUCCUUUAUUAACCCAGGAAUAGAUUUUACACAUGACGAAGUUCUUGUAAAGCUGUCAUGGCCUUCGCCACAAAGAGGCGGUGGAUAUGAAUUUGCUACGACUGAGCAGCUCGCAAGACAUAUCGAUGACCUUCCUUUAACAGCGGCGAUAUCAUUACCUCUUUAUACGCUACUCAGGGAGAAACUACAGAGGCACCUUGCACUUGUACUGAAACAGUCCACCAGCGUCUCGGAAGUGGUAUGCUGCAACCCUAGCCUGCUAGAAGCUUACAGCGCCAUGGUGGAUAGUCUAGCGAAGAAGGGCAACAAAAUUAUAGACAUGGUCCUGAUCGACGUUAGGAGGAUACUAUUUCAAACCCAUACGGAAGUACUCGAGCUACCUCCUCUCCACGCAACGUUUAUGCACAAGAUAGGUUCAAUAUCGUUUAUAGGCAAAUUCGAAACGGACACUGGCUGGGUGAAGAACUUGGCGACUAUUAAUAGGAUAAAUGAUGUUAGCGUUAGCAGAAUAGACGACGCGACCACUAGCUUCCGUGUCACGCUCAGGAUAAAGGAUUUACAAGUGGGAUACGAUGAGUACCGCAUGAAGGCGAUGGGUGUUUCUUGCUCGGGGCGGUUGGCAGCGACGCUGGGCGGCAGCGCACUGCACCUAGCGCUAUCAGUGGGGCUCACGCGCUUGGAGCCCUACGCACAGCUGGACGACUUGCGUCUGCAACAGAUGGACGGCAUGGACGUGCACGUGACGGGGCUGGGCCCGCUGAGCGGCGCGGCGCGCGGCGUGGCGGCGUGGGCGCGCGGGGCGGCCGCCGCGCACGCCGCGCCCGCGCUCGCGCGCCGCCUGCACCGCGCGCUGCACCGCGCGCUGCACCACCUGCCCGUGCGCCACUGCAACACUGCGCUUAAAAACAACUUAUAUGACUAAAACAUUAAGGCAACCUUAUAGAUAGAUACUCUUUAUUGUUUCCUCUAAAAGAUUACAACAGUAAACCUAUUAAAAAUAUAAACAAUUACAAGAAAUAAUCACAAUGAGAAAACAAUGGGCGACCUUAUCGCUGAAAGCGAUCUCUUCCAGCCAACCUUUGGAUGGAGAGGAAUAAUUAUAAACAAUUUGAUGAUGAAAAAUUCUGUAUAUUCUUAUAAAUAUAUUAUAUCAGUAUCUAUAUAUAUAAAAAAAAAACAAAUAUUUUUCUACUAUUAGUAAUAUCGGAUGGUGAGACGACCCACCAAAUAGAAAAUGGGGAAUAAGUAGUAUUUUUAUAUGAAACUAAACAGAGUGAUUUCCUUAACUUUUUACGUCCAAGCAUACUAAGUCUUCCAUAUUAAUAGUUCUACAAUGAUUCACGUAGUAGUGUUAAUUUAUACCCAUAUCAUAAAAACACAUUGUUUCUAAGCUAUGCGUUGAUUGAUCAGUUUAUCUUCAUGACGUAUUAUAAUUACACACUUGACAUUUUCCACGACUACAUACGAAGCUUAUUAUCUUCUAAUCCCAUAGGAAUCUCGAAAAGCCUGGUUUGAGUUUCUCACCUACAGUAUUUACUAAAUCUUUGUGCAUUACAAACCCAGCAGUUUCAUCAGAAUUUUAUUUCUUCUUUUAUUAAAGACUAGCUUUUGCUAGUUAGUUCGUACACGUGACUUUUGGAAGUAAGUGGAUUUUAAGAUAGACCUUCAAAAACACAAUAAUAAUAAUAAUAAAUAGAUUUAUUUUCUCUUCACAAUUUAUCACAAUGAGAUAAAAUGAGACAUGCUUAUAUUAAAGUAAAUAUGCCAACCAUAUUUGAUUUAGUGCAACAGUUUUUUCUUGAUACUGGACAGACAAAAAUUCCAAGAAUUUUAUUGUAAUAGUAAGAUUGACAUGUUUUGCCAUUAUUUUUAUUUGUACUAUGUAAUUUAAUAUUAUUAUAAUAUAUUCACUGCAAAUAUGGAAUUCAAUGCCAUAUUAAAAACCUAAAUAGUAAAAUGAAUUAUUUACAUUUUUCUUAUAAAUAAGACUUAUCGAUAAAUCAAUCUGUGACAUCUUUUCUGAAUUUUGUAUAAUUUUGCAUAAUAAUAUGUAAUGAAGAUUUUGAUAAUGAUUAAUUAAGCCAAGUUACAUGUGUGUAAUUUAUUAUGUAACCUUAUAAUUGUUUCAUUUAAAUUAUUGUUGUUACCGUAGCAAUAAAUAAUAUUAUUAGUCACGAUUAUUUAUUCGUGUUAUAAAAAGAUUUUUUUUUAAUUAUGUUACCUUUAUUUAAAACUAUGUAAGUUAAAUUGUAUGCUAAAUUUACUAUGUACAGAAUACAAAGAAUUUAUUUUAAGUGCAAUUAGACAAAUAGAAUCCUUGUUCUUUGUAUUUCUUUCUUUUAACGUCCAUUUCAAGAGCGUUCUAAGGCCAUUUAUGCGUGAAUGCAUUUGCAAGCUUCAUUGUCCAAUUUAUAUGUACCUUAGUAGAUAUAUAAAAAUCUCUAGAUUGAUUCAUAUACAAAUAUAAAAAUAACUAGUAAGCAUAGGACAAGGCAUGUGCACUCCAUACAUGCCGUGUCCUAUGCAAUACAACAUAUGUAUAUAACAGUUAUCGUAAAUAUGAAACUAAAUAUCCAUAUAUUAUAUUUUAAAAAAUUUUGUAAAAAUAUUCUGCUCGUAUGUUCGUUACAAAUGACAUUGGAUGAUUUGAAAUUAGUGCACAAUUAAGGUAAUACAGUACAUCUAAGUUUUUUAUAUAUCAAUGUAAGUACCCCCACUGUAUGGAUGUGUUCCUUUAUCUAGAUAAUUUAAUAGGAAACUUAUUGUAAUUAUAUACUAAGUGAAUAUGUUAAUUUGAAAUCCACCUUAUAAGCAAUUCUUUUAGUGAAAUCGAACGCUAUGAAAAUUUUUACUAAGCAAUAAAAUAUGUUAUUGAAAUUUGUUACAUUAAAUUAAGUAAAGGAUUUUUUUUUUUGUAACUGACGCAAGUUUUAUAUUGGUUGUGUUCUUUUGAUCUAUUAAGACUGUUGUACCAUACUAUACAUACAAGUUGUUAAAUAAAAUGUUUUUCAUAUUUAAA